CACCAUGCAUCGAACUAGCGACGCUAUCAUCUUGUCAAGGAAGACCAUAUUUUUGGCUCCCGGUUGAUCCGACAGCGCCAAUGGCCUUCUUUUUCAUCUGUCCCCGGUUCAGAAGAUACUGGAGAUCCUCGGACUCCCCGGACCCUGAUCACGCCUACCAGCUGAGGGCGGCCAACCCCCCUCCAGACGGGGACCCGGAAGGCCAUUCCUCGUCUAGGGACGAUGCCUUUCGCCCAGGACACCACCGUGGCUCCUCCGGCCUGUCCGACAAACUACGCAAGCGCUUCUCCCGAGAAGCCAAAGACCCGCGUGGAAGACCGAGGAGAACGCAGAAGAAGUCGGGGGCCUCAGGGUUUCUGUUCUCGUCGAGACCAGCCAAUGGCAAGGGUGUGGUAACUCCAGACGGCCUGGGAAGCAGCUUGAUGAGCGAACGUGGGUAUGACAGCGAUGCGCAAUUCAUCAGCACCCCACAGCCCGCCAGCUACGCCAGAGAGCAUCUGGGCAACUCACGCUUCGCUCAGGAGGCCACCUCCCCUCUGAGGCAACCCCUGUGGGAAAUGGAGCAGGAAAGCCCAUACGAGCAAGGAGAUGAUGCGCUGAUGGACUAUACCGUGAAGGGGGGAUCACCCACGGCCAUGCGUUCGCCAAAUCAGACAUCCUGGGCCACGCUGUCGUCCCAUAGCUCGUCUGUCUGUCAUGGUGCAGAGGAUGGUUGGCAUCGAGCCAGAGUUACAAGACCUCCCAGAGGCCCCGGGGGCAGUCCCGUUCAAAGUAGAGUAAGGAAUGGACCAAUGUAUCCACAGCAACAAGGAUAUCGUCCACUUCGAAGGCCAACUCCGGACUCCUGUACGCCAGGUCGCUUCUCUCAGAACAGCACGACUCACUGUCCGGUCCUUGUAAGCCCCGCGCACAGCCCGGAACAUGCGACUCACCUGUCUCCUGUGCCGUUCUCUUACACCACGUCCGCAGAAUCUAUGACUGGACCUGUAUCGCAGAUCUCAAUCAAGAAGAGACGGCGGCAGCAGCCCCCGGUGGGCCCAGCAUCAGACGGUUGCUCGGUUCACCUUGCGGAUAUGAAUAUCCCGACGGUGUUGGGGUCUCAUUCGCCGUCGCCUCAAGUUUUAUCUCCCAAACCAUCACUUGAUGAGAACCGAUGGGCUCCCAAUGCGGGAACAUGGGGUGCAUCUCAGAACUUCUAUGACUCCUCCGGCUCCCCGACAGGAAGAGCGCAUCUCAAUGCGACAGGACCAAGAUUCAGAGGGCCCCCUAUGAACCAGGCGUCCUCGUGCUAUUCCCAAAAGACCGGCUUUUCAUCCGCCAGCGGGCCCAACCACUCUGUAGACUCACGGUUCCAAAGUCAAUUUACAUCCCAGCCAUUUGCUAGGGAACCAAGCCCAUCUUUCAGCUACUCAUCCCAAGCGCAGGAACCACCUCUGGCGAAUUAUCAUCGUCCUGGUGUUGCAGACAGCCAUGGUUCUGGUAAACCUGAGAUGCAGAAGAGCAACUUUACAGAGCGGUUCGAAUCAGACCGGUCACUUGCCUCACAUGGUCAGCAAGGCGGCACAGGCAUGAGCCCUGCCUCCCCUCGAAACGUAAGCGUAGGAUGGAUGUCUGGCGGACGGCGUCUUGGUUACGGGUACACCAUGGUUCCUGCAAACGAUGGAGCGGAUCACCCAUCUCAGGGAAUUCAGGAUUCUCUCCAGACAGAUUCCUGUCAAGCGGCACCGGCUGAGAAGGGGCGCCCGGAGAUGCCAAUGAACGCUGACAAGGAAGCCAAGGGGCACAACAGAAAGGCGUCGGACAAAACAGGGGAACCGGGAUUGGACAUCUCAAGCAUCAUGAACCGCAUGCACCUUCGAAGUCUGUCUAGCGCUCUCAGUGAGGUCACCAGCGGUGACUUUCGAAAGGGCUCGCUACUCGAGAAGAUCUCAAAGCGGAAGAAGGACCAGAGUGAUACAAAUGCUGACACCAAAAACCCCUGGGACUUCUGCUCCUGGGUUGAUCCCAACAGGUCAUUGAGCGAACAACAAAGCCCACAAAAGAGCCCUUCAGUCUCCACCAAAAGCACACAAGGUCGCACUUUGAGCAGGUGGGAGACAUUGCGGCGUACCGGGAGCCUAUGGACUAAGGGUCACAGCGUGUCAGCGAUUGCGCGUGGAAUCGAAGCAAAGGCACACGCCAAAUCCGCAGCGCCAGGUGGAAGAUACCCCGUGGCACGGAGAAAAGAUAGGCAGGUCAUGAAAUUCAGGGUCCUAGAUCGUAACCAUAGGGCCCAUAGUGCUGAUGACGCUGUCCCCUUCGUUCCCGUUGAGCAUUCGGAUGAAAGCCCCAGCUCACCUAGGUCUCAGGAUGAAGAACAGGUUGACGAAGAACAGAUCACCCACGCAGACAAUCAUGCAACAGAGAAGGAUCAGCCCAAUCCCUCGGACAAUAGUGGCCAGGGCGUGAAUGCAGACGAGUGGGAAGACUGCCAGGAAAUGGCCUCCAUCACUAAUUAGGAAUUGGCCUGCCUGCAGUGUCGGUUAGCAGUGCACAGUACUUUUUAUAUGAAAACGAAAGGGUGAGGAAUUUGUUUUAGCGCAAUGGCUGGCAAAAUGUCAAGGCAGCAUUAUUCUUGGCCAGACAGAGAAAACCAAGCCUUCAUGUCCAUUAACACCACUGU
Molecule: messenger RNA, 2662 nt
Organism: Aspergillus heteromorphus CBS 117.55
Lineage: Eukaryota; Fungi; Ascomycota; Eurotiomycetes; Eurotiales; Aspergillaceae
Exons: 2
Coding region: 81-2498 (805 amino acids)
Source: RefSeq, a predicted model, not a curated record